This is a messenger RNA of Aedes aegypti (yellow fever mosquito), 2489 nucleotides long. RefSeq names its product phenoloxidase 2. Gene Ontology annotation, molecular function: oxidoreductase activity. The transcript is spliced from 7 exons. NCBI's taxonomy places the organism in Eukaryota, Metazoa, Arthropoda, Insecta, Diptera, Culicidae. The record is from RefSeq and is a predicted model, not a curated record. The coding region runs from base 28 to 2085 and encodes 685 amino acids.
GUAUCGAUUAGUCGUACAUAGUUAGCGAUGGCAUCAAACAGCGCAAAAUUUCGUGGGCUUCUCCAACGUCCAUACGAGCCCUUGUUCAUGCCCAAAUCCAACGGGCAACUGUAUUUCGAUCUUCCGGAUAACUAUCUAACUGAUCGCUAUCGCGCUAUAGGUCAAUCCCUACAAACCCGAUUCAGCACCAACAUUUCAACGAGAGUUCCCCUUCAAAACAUUACCCCUCCGGAUAUAAGCUUUGCCCAAGUUGUCCCUCGGCGUGGUGGUUUUUCCGUGUUCAACACGCGGGAUCGCAAAGCUGCUGGGCAGUUGAUCGAGUUGUUUCUGAACCAGAGCAAUCCCGAUGCGUUGUUUGCAGUAGCUGCCUAUAGCCGAGAUCGUUUGAAUGGACCACUUUUCCAGUACGCAUUGUCUGUUGCAUUGCAACAUCGACCUGAUACGGCCAAUAUACCGAUACCCAGUUUCUUGGAGUUGUUUCCUGAUAGGUUUAUCGAGGCGUCCACGUUUCCGCGAUUGCAAGAGGAGGGGAGGAUCGUUAACCAAGGAGAUCGGAUGGCCGUUGAUAUUCCGAUUAACAAUACUGCAUCGGACCUUGAACCGGAACAGAAGGUAGCGUACUGGCGAGAGGACAUCGGAGUCAAUCUUCAUCACUGGCAUUGGCACUUGCUGUAUCCGUCGGAAGGUCCAGACCGGGUAGUGCGCAAGGAUCGCCGUGGCGAAAUAUUCUACUACAUGCACCAACAAAUUCAAGGACGAUACAACAUUGAACGGUUCUGCAAUGGACUGCCAAGGGUAAAAUCCUUGGCACAAUUUCGUGACCCGAUUCCAGAGGGAUACUAUCCGAAAAUCACGCAGAGUUCAAACAAUCGUACCUAUCCGGGCCGGAGUCGCAAUCAAGUGCUGCAUGAUUUGAGACGUGUCGAAGAUCAAGUUGAAGUAACAAUUGCAGAAAUGGAAGUUUGGACUGGAAGAAUAUUUGAAGCAAUCGAUUCUGGCUUUGCUAUGUCCGCCAAUGGACAGCGGAUUCCUCUCGACAAUAAAGAGGGGAUCGACGUUCUCGCGAAUAUGGUUGAAAACUCAUCAUUGUCUCCGAAUGCGGACUUUUAUGGUAGAUUGCAUAUCGAAGGACACCAAAUGAUUGGAUACAUCCACGACCCCGACAACUCGUUUCUUGAAGGCUUUGGAGUUAUUGCUGACAAUACAACCUCAAUGCGCGAUCCGGCCUUCUUCCGUUGGCAUCAACACGUGGACGACAUCUUUGAGAGACAUAAGCGCAAAUUCCGACCUUAUACCGCAUCUGAGCUCUCCAAUCCAAAUAUUGAGGUCAAUUCGAUCGACAUCUCAUUGAACCGUGCCGGCGCUUCAAACAACGUCCUGUUGACCUUUUGGCAAAGAUCACAAGUGGACCUUGGAAUAGGGCUUGAUUUCGGACCAGAUGGCAAUGCUUUUGUAACAUUCACUCACAUUCAACAUGCACCCUUCAGUUAUCAGAUCAAGAUCACCAACAAUAGUAGAACUCCCAAACGGGGCACGGUUCGCAUCUUUCUGGGCCCAACUGGCGAUCAAAAUGGGAAAUCGAUUCCCAUUCAACAGAAACGUCGCUGGAUGCUCGAGCUAGACAAAUUUGCUGUGAAUUUGAAUCCUGGAGUAAACAAUGUUGUUCGUCGCUCCGAACAAUCGAAUUUAACGAUUCCUUACGAGCGAACGUUCCGAAAUGUUGCGGCGUCAACCCAACCGGAGAGUGAUCAAUUUAGGUUCUGCAAUUGUGGCUGGCCAUCGCACAUGUUGAUACCAAAAGGAACUCCUCAGGGAACGCGUUUUGAUUUGUUUGUAAUGGUCUCCAAUUACAACGAUGACGUUAUCAGUCCAGGGUUUGACGAAAACAUCCCUUGUGACGAUGCUCACACGUUUUGCGGGUUGCGUGAUCGCCUCUAUCCAGAUGCUCGAAGUAUGGGAUUUCCAUUCGAUCGUCUGUUGGGGCCAUCCGUGAACAGUUUAGAAGAUUUCGCCAAACCGUACAAGAACAUGGCUCUCAACCAAGUGCUAAUCCGCUUCACCAAUACAGUAAUUGCAAGAUCAUAAUCUCAAAAAAGCUGUUUUGUUAGACUAUCAGAAGUAAUUUAAUCAUACAGUCAACUCUCCCUUACUCGAAAUUUCGUAUCUCAAUAUCGAGUUAGAGAACUACAGUAAAAGUUGUUUUUUAUGGCUACCUCGAUGGUCCCUUGGAUCGCAGUUGAAUUGGUUUUGAGUUCUGUAACUCGAUAACUUCCUUACCCAAUAGUCUCUUCAAUAUUUUGUUAUGGAGAGUUGACUGUACUUCAAAAUGUGACUUGAAUACUUUAUAAUUUAAUAAGAUGUAUUUGCACUGCACGAGCGAAAAAUAAUAUAUCUAAAAGCCUAUAUAUAAUAACAUACUUUAUAUAUAACUUUUUUUUGAUUCAGUUAAUCAACAAUAAAAAUAAAAUAAAAUUCAAAACGUGUGAAAA